GGUAACUCUCCUGUUUCUCUUUUCCAGCUCAGAUUGGGUUACAAACCUGGGGAAAGAAACAGAGAGAGAGAGAAUAAAGACAGAGACGGAAAGAGAGAGACACAGUAUUUUGGAGCCAUCAGCAAUGGACUAAAGUACCUGGCCAGGGGAGGCCUGGUUGCCCUCAAAACAGAACCUAGGCAAUGCGGAUGUGGAGUUGGAGGUGACCUAAGGCUAUUGGGUGAAGCGAGAAGAGGAGGACAACGGGACAUCAAGAGGACCUUCAGGGAGGGCUGUUCCUUCUACACUUCUCCCACAGUACAAGGAAAUGGCAGCUUUUAAGAGAUUCUGUCAUAACUCACCCACUACAAUCUAAGAAGUUGGACUGUGAGGAGUUUCUGGCUCCAGACGACUCCCUCCUUGAAUCUGAGGAGUUGAUGGUCUUCACCAGGACCUGACAGAUGUUGAAGAGACAACACACACACACCACUCCUUGAAAUCUUGCAAAUAAAAAAAGGAGAAACUUUGUAGGAACCAUCUACUAAAUAGAAGACACUGACUUAUCAAGCACCUGGCAGCCAGAGGCAGCCACCUAUAAAUCUAGCAGUUGCUGAAAGUCCUCCUUGUUCAUGGAACAGUAGAAUCCUAGAGAUCCUCCUCCUGGAAGAAGGCUAUCCAGUCCAACCUCCUUCUGCCGUCCAGAAAAACACAAUCAAAAUACUCCUGACAGAUGGCCAUCCAGUCUCUGUUUAAAAGCCUCCAAAGAAGGAGACUCCACCACCCUCCGAGGCAGCAUCAGGAAGUUCUUCCUAAUGUUUAGGUGGAAUCUCUUUUCCUUCAACCGUUUAGUCUGGUCAAGCUCUUGGUAAUGCUGUGUUUCCUUGACCCCUGGACUGGCUACAUUUAAUAGCCCUUUGUCUCAUCCCCCCUUUGGCUUUGAGUGAUGACCUCUGAACCAUCUGAGAUCUUGCCCCUGAGACUCCCUCCAUCUUCUUGGAUGGCCUCUGUGUGACUUGGACUGGAUUGCCUGCAGCAGCUUUCCUUAAAAGAAUCUGUCCCUUUGGACACUUACUGCCCAUAGACAUAGGAGAGAAUUAAAUAUCCAAUGCACACUAGCCAUUGCACAGAGCGCACCAUUCCAAUAAAAACGGAGAAGUCUAACAAAGGAGGAAUAUAAACAUAUACAUACCUUUCCAGGCAACAUUCUUGCCCUGAGAUUCUUCUCCCCUUUCCAAUCUCUGAGAUCUGGGAGCCAUAACUGACGCUCCUUUGUAUUUUACGAUGGGCAAUGCCAUAUGUUCCCCCUUGGUGGAAAUCUGGGAUGUGACCAGCAAGCUGGCAGCCCCUGAAUCUUUGGUGCUCUCUAGCUUCUCCAAGACCCAACCGUACCAUUCCCAAACUGCCUCCAAUGUGACCCAUCUUCCUUCAUUCUCAGGAGCUAAUAUCCAUGCUGAAGAGGAGGGCUCGGUGGCAGUGUCAUUCCAGGAUGUCAGCUCCAGUUCAGUGGUGGCUACGACAAGCCAUUUGUCCAGCUAGAGUCCAGGAUCUGAUAUGUAUCAGCAUUUCCCAUUAUAUCAUCUGCGGAUUUCAGACCUCUUAAGGAAGCAAGUUUCAGAUUGCUGAAGGAAACAGAAACAUCCCUUCUCUCCCCUCUGCGAAAAGCACCUAGGAUGGAGAAUGAAACCUUUGCCUCUUUCAUCUUCUUCGGAACACUUUUAGUCCUCAAAAUGUAUGUGGUGGCCAUCAUUACGGGACAAGUGAGGCUUCGGAAAAAGGCUUUUGCCAAUCCUGAGGAUGCUUUGAGGCAUGGAGGACUGCAGUACCACAGAGAAGACCCAGAUGUGGAACGCUGUCUCAGAGCUCAUCGCAAUGAUAUGGAGAACAUCUAUCCCUUCCUCUUCCUUGGGGCUGUCUACUCAUUCCUUGGACCCAACCCAACCGUGGCUCGGAUCCACUUCUUGGUUUUCUUCUUUGGACGGAUCGUCCACACUGUGGCCUACCUCCUGAAGCUGAAAGCCCCAACGCGCUCAGUUGCCUAUGUGGUGGCCCAGUUGUCCUGCUUCUCCAUGGCAUUACAGAUCCUUUUCAUGCUCCUCCAACACUGGUGGUGACAAGCCCCAGAACCUGGUGAUGCUGUGAACAUGAUGCAAAUUGGAAUUAGGUGGACCAUAGCUUCAUUCAGAUGAAGUUGAAGAAGAUCUCCAAUUUUCUUCCUGUGUUGUUUGUACAUCUGUUUGGGAUUUCCCCCCCCCUUGUGCUUAAUAUGGAACAAAACCUCCUUCUCUGUAAAUGGACUGCAUUGACCUGGAGACCUCCUCUCCUCUGGAUGGUGGUUGCUUUUGCAAAGUUUGCCUCCGUGUUGGGAGGACUGAUGUUGUGGAAGGACAGAGUCAUCCAUCCUCAGCAAUAAUAAUAAUAAUAAUAAUAAUAAUAAUAAUAAUAAUAAUAUUCUUAUGAAUGAGAAAAUAUAUUUAGCAUUCAGGCUGUGGAUUUCAGUUCUUUGUGGUUUAACAUCACCGUGAGUGAUCCCUAAGGUCUGGGCAAGCCCAGAAUUUUUUUGCUUUAAGAUAGAGGGGAGGAACGUUAGCUGUUUCUGCUGCUUGAAUCAUAAACCAUUGACUUGCAAGGUGUCCAAGCGGCCAUCCAGUUCAACUCCUGUUUAAUGCAGGAACUCCAGCUAAAGCAUCCUUGGAGGUCUUCAAGCAGAGGCUGGAUGGCCAUCUGUUGGGGAUGCUUUGAUUGUGAUUUCCUGCAUGGCAGGGGGUUGGACUGGAUGGCCCUUGUGGUCUCUUCCAACUCUAUGAUUCUAUGAUUCUAGGUAGCUGUUCAACCUUUUUUUGAAGAUGUCCAAGGAAAGAGACUUUAGGCAAGUGGUUCCAUUGUUGAACAGAGCGCUUUACUGUAAUAACUAGGUUUUCUUGCUGUGAUUGUUCAGUCCCCAACACAGAUACUAGUAGCCAAUUUGAGGAAAGCUUUUAUGAAAAUAAUAGAAUCAUAGAACAGAUUUUUGGGUCAGUCUUUGCAGCCUACACAGAGUCUCAGGGGCUCCAAGAUAUAAUGUGGACUUUCCAACCUGAACCAUUGGCACCUUUAUAGUGUCACCUACAAAGGUGGGAAAUUGGUUGGUUUCCAUGGUUUUUUCAUAACAGCCUAAGUACCCUCAAGGCACCAGAUCCCAUCUGAUCUGGGAAGCUAAGCAGGGUCAGCCCUGGUUAGGACUUAGAGGGGAGACUGCAAAUGAACCCCAGGUGCUGUAGGCUAUAUUUCAGAGGACAGGAGUUGGCAAAAGCAUCCUUACCUAAGAAAACCCUGUGAAAUUCAUGGAGUUGCCGUAAGUGGACAGGCGACUUGAAGGCACAUACAGAAAU
This is a messenger RNA of Sceloporus undulatus (fence lizard), 3347 nucleotides long. It is a transcript of the gene PTGES, whose product is annotated as prostaglandin E synthase. The record is from RefSeq and is a predicted model, not a curated record. The coding region runs from base 1650 to 2090 and encodes 146 amino acids. The transcript is spliced from 5 exons. Gene Ontology annotation, molecular function: prostaglandin-E synthase activity. Lineage: Eukaryota; Metazoa; Chordata; Lepidosauria; Squamata; Phrynosomatidae. Gene Ontology annotation, biological process: prostaglandin biosynthetic process. Gene Ontology annotation, cellular component: membrane.